AUGCUCUCAGACUUUAUCUCCCUUUUCAACGGAGACCUCGACCUGAAUCCUCCCAGAAGCUUGUACUCUAAAGCGUCAGUGUAUGAACUUCUUCCCAGAGAGCUGCAGUUGUCUUCCUACACCCAUCAGAACCCAGAAGUCAUGAGUCACAAGAGCGAUGGAGAGGCCGGGCCUCUCCCUUCAGCUCCUCUAGCAUCAGAUGCCAUGUCUUCUCUGACCACGGAAGGGCCUCGCAGUGCUUUUUGUACACCUUCCAGCACAGUCAUGCAUUCCAGUUCUUCACUUAAUGACCAGAGCAACAACAACAGGAACGCUGAUCCAGAGGACACCAGAGGCAGUAGAGUGGUACCAGAGAUCACUGCAGCAGAUGAUGAGAAUGGGAAGAUCACCAGUGGUGGCAACAAUAGGGGCAGCAAUGAGCUGGGAGGAGGAAGAGGUCCAACACCCCAGGACAGCCAGCUACAUCAUCAGAUGACCCCAUCCAAGCGUCGCACAGCUCUUAAUAUUUCUCCACCUCCACAAGACCUGUUCGAUGAUAGUCACAUGUCAUGCCAGGAUGCACCAACCCUGGACUCUGAGCAAAGCAGCAGCAUCUGGAUGGAUGACUCUCUGUCCAAUUUCAGCGUCAUGAGCACUACUUCUUACAAUGACAACACGGAGGUGCCACGGAAGUCCCGCAAACGUACCCCUCGCCAGAGACCAGGUCCUAAAACUGUGCGAGCAGCGGAGAGCAGCAUGGACGUGUUUGAUGCAGACAGCGCCAAAGCUCCACACUUUGUCCUGUCACAGCUCGGCCCUGACAUCAAGACUGGAACGAAAGGAAGCUCUGAUGAACCGCAGACAACUAAUCAGAAAAGGGGAACUCUUUCGAUACAGUUCCCACAGAAGUGUGAGGGGAAGGAGCUUAAAAUUCUUGUCCAGCCCGAGACUCAGCACCGAGCUCGCUACUUAACUGAAGGUAGCAGGGGGUCGGUAAAGGACCGCACCCAGCAGGGCUUUCCUACUGUAAAGCUGGAAGGUGUGAACGAGCCAGUGGUUUUGCAGGUGUUUGUUGGCAACGAUGCCGGACGUGUGAAGCCUCAUGGAUUUUAUCAAGCUUGCAGAGUAACCGGUCGCAACACCACCGCAUGCAAGGAGGUUGAUAUCAAUGGCACAAUUGUCAUUGAGGUGCCCCUUGAUCCAAGCACCAACAUGACUCUAGCGGUUGACUGUGUUGGGAUCUUGAAACUCCGUAAUGCUGACGUAGAGGCUCGUAUUGGUGUGGCCGGGUCAAAGAAGAAGAGCACACGUGCUCGACUGGUGUUUCGAGUCAACAUUCCACGUUCAGAUGGAUCAAUGCUUACGCUACAGACUCCCUCAUCUCCAAUCUUGUGUACUCAACCUGCAGGACUGCCUGAGAUACUAAAGAAGUCGCUGCACAGUUGUUCAGUGGGGGGUGGAGAAGAAGUCUUCAUCAUUGGCAAAAACUUUCUGAAAGACACCAAAGUCAUAUUCCAAGAAAAUGCUUCUGAUGAGAAAUUGUGGAAAGCAGAGGCUGAAAUAGACAUGGAGCUGUUCCAUCAGAAUCACCUAGUAGUGAAAGUACCCCCGUAUCAGAACCAAGCUAUCACGUCUCCAGUUUGUGUGGUAAUCUAUGUGGUGACAAAUGCUGGGAGGUCACAUGAUGUUCAGCCAUUUACUUACACUCCAGAUUCAGACACUAUUGCAGUGAAAAAUGAAAUCCCUGUGAAGAAAGAGAUGCCCUCUCCGGUGAAGACUUGUUCUUUUGAUGAGCCAAUAAAAGCUUUUUUUGUUGUUCCAACUGCUGUAGAUGUUUCCUUGAUGCCUUCGAUGUUGCCUUUGGUGAAGAGAGAAGACAUCACUCCGAUGGAGGUGACAAACAACCUGCAGUCCUCUCGAGUCUUUAAGCCAACUGGUGGCCUGUGUUCAACCCAGCAAACCUCAGAUGUAACACCAGCACAUCUAAAUAAAGACCUAGUGUUCAACAGUACCCUUCCCCUGCCUGCAUGUGAUGCUGAUAAAGCCCAGGUUGCUGUUUUUGCAAACGCUGACCCUUUAAGUACCAUCCAGAAGCAGGACAUUGCUGCCAGCAGUUCCUUCUCUUUGCCUACAGAGUCUCUGCUCUCGCAAAGCUCACAACAGUUCCUCUUGGAACCCAGAGAUGGCCUCAGAAGGGAGAGGUCAAGCAGCAUGUCUGCAGGUGUGGGGAGGCUACGUGGGGAAACUGCAUCCCAAGAGCAGCAGAUGUCGCUGUUCCCUCCAGACGAAGUGACUCAGCUGGAGGAGGCGGUGAGACAACUUAAAGCUAAAGGAAUGUGUAACUUACUUCAGCCAGACAACUCUAUAACCAAACAGCAGCAGCAACACAUCCAGCACCAACAGCAGCUCCAGAAUCAGCAGAUUCAGCAACAACAGCAGCAGGUUUUGGAGAAUUUGCAGCUUUUUCAGACUCAGAUCCAGAUGCAGUGUGGCAUGUUUCAAGAUACCACCCAAGUCAAGAACUCCGAACAUCAAAGUUCUCCUCAGGGAGUGGUGACAAACCAGGGGCCACUUUUCCCACCAGAGCAACACUCGGCACAGAAUCAGCAGCAACAACAAGCAGCUCUUUUUCAGCAGGCAAGUGACCUUUGUUCCAUGCAGACCAGCUUCUUGCAGCAGACCCCCACUCAUUCUUCAUCGACCAUGUUCAAUUCAAACCCUUUGACUGAGACACAAGAUCCACAGGGGCAGGUACAGGCUGCCAUUUUCCAAAAUACCAUGACAGUGCUACCAGAGCAACAAGCCCCAACUUCUGGACUUUUCUUGCCCCCAACUUCUAUGCCAACUCCGAUUUCAGCCAGCAAUCCUCAGCAGCAACAGCAGCAGCAACAACAGCAGCAGCAGCAGCAGCUGGCCUUUCUUAAUGCUCUGCAGUCCUCUUCUUCUGAACCACAAUCAGUAUUUCAAACUGAAUGCAGUUCUACAAAUGUUAACAGUCUACAGAUGGGCGCCCAAAUACCCCCAAUCCAGCAAAUAAACCCCAUGGAGCAGCAGCAGUCCCUCCAGUCUUCAUCACAUUCACAGCAAACCCAGCAGGCAUCUCUGUUCCAGGCCAUAUCUCCACAUUCAUCUCCAAACACGCUUUCUCCAGUCCAGCAGCAGCAGCCUGGCAUGAUGUUUUGCAGGAAUGGUCUGCCCACACCACCUCAGGGCACCAACCUCCUGUUUCCCAGUCAGGGCCAAAUGCCUCCUCUGACAAACAACAGUUUAGUUUCACAGGAGCCCCAAAACAAUUCUUUACUCCUUUCCCAAACCAACAUGGUCACAGUAGAUCAGCAGAAUCGCCCUGAGCCCAUGGCCUUGGGAAGUCUGUCUGAUCCACAGCAGCAAGUCCUGUUUCAGGAGCAGCAGCCGAUGCAGUUGGGUGUGAGCCCCAACACCCAACAAGAACAGCCUGUGGGCCUCUUCAUGCCACAGUCCAAUAUGACCUCUCUUCAGGAGGAAAUGGCCUCUCAGGAGCUCUCACAGUCAGCCAUGUUUGCCCCACAGAAUGGUGUAGUGAACCUUCAGACAUCCACCUCCUCCCCCGUCCAACAGCCAGGAAGUUUGUUUCAACACGCCAUGAGUGGGAACAUCAGUCAGCCCAGCCAGCCUCAGCAAACUGGGAUCUUCCUUUUCGGGAUUCAGAAUGAAUGCGGCCAGCUGAUGACCACUGCUGGAAACACGGUAUCGGAUCAGAUAAUAGCAAUCAGCCAGUCUGGUCAGAACCAAAGAGAGAAUGAGGCACGCAUCCAGAACCUGUUCAGCCAGUCCAUGAAUCAGUCAGUGACCGUGGCGAGCAGCAUGUCCUCUCAGAACAUGGAAAAGAUCGAUGACCUACUACUGGUCAGCCUGCAGGAGACGGGCAGCAACCUGACACGUUCAUUCUAG
Nematolebias whitei (Rio pearlfish) is the source of this 3909-nucleotide messenger RNA. It is a transcript of the gene nfat5b, whose product is annotated as nuclear factor of activated T cells 5b. Gene Ontology annotation, biological process: calcineurin-NFAT signaling cascade; regulation of transcription by RNA polymerase II; cytokine production. NCBI's taxonomy places the organism in Eukaryota, Metazoa, Chordata, Actinopteri, Cyprinodontiformes, Rivulidae. Gene Ontology annotation, molecular function: DNA-binding transcription factor activity, RNA polymerase II-specific; RNA polymerase II cis-regulatory region sequence-specific DNA binding; transcription factor binding. Gene Ontology annotation, cellular component: transcription regulator complex. The coding region runs from base 1 to 3909 and encodes 1302 amino acids. The record is from RefSeq and is a predicted model, not a curated record. The transcript has 13 exons.